AUGGAAGCUCCACUGGCAAUUAUUGCUACCCUUUGGCAUGUUGCUGUUGUAUUUAUCGAAGUAUACCUGGUGCAAUUGGAUGGGGAGACACCUUUACACGUCGCGUCAUCACGUGGUAUCGUGGACAUUGUUCGUAUUCUUGUGGAGCGGGAUGCUGAUGUCAACGUACAGAAUAAGGAUGAGGAGACUCCUCUACAUGCGGCUGUGUCUCGUGAUAACGUAGACGUUGUCCGUAUUCUGGUGGAGCAGGGCGCUGACGUCAACGUACAGGAUCAGGAUGGGGUUACACCUUUAUACGUGGCAGCAUCACGCGGUAAAGUGGACGUUGUCCGUAUCCUUGUCGAGCAUGGUGCUAAUGUCAACGUACAGAAUAAGAAUGGGGAGACACCUUUACACGUCGCGUCAUCACGAGGUCACGUGGACAUUGUUCGUAUUCUUGCGGAGUGGGAUGCUGAUGUCAACGUACAGAAUAAGGAUGGGAAAACACCUUUACACGUCGCGUCAUCUCGUGGUAACGUGGACAUUGUUCGUAUUCUUGGUGAGCGGAAUGCUGAUGUCAACAUUCAAAAUAAGAAUGAGGAGACUCCUCUACAUGCGGCUGUGUCACGUGAUAACGUAGACGUUGUCCGUAUUCUGGUGGAGCAGGGUGCUGACGUCAACGUACAGGAUCAGGUAAUACCUUUCUUGUAUUGCUUCAAAACAAGGCUGUUAUCGGUGGAAGCACAAUGAAAGCUGCAUCCAUAUAUCAUUUUGUCCUUAGCAUUAGUAUGAUAAUGACUCGAAGACACUUGUGAAAAUACGAUGCUUCAUCCACUUUCCUUUGGCUUAUGUAUAAAAACUAUGGGUGAAUUUGUCGGUGAUUGCCUCACCGAGUACAUACUAAAUCAGCAAAGAAACUCUGCACUGAUAUAAACGUAUAUUAUUUUUACACGUGCCUCUGUCUAUGGUAGUUUUCGUCUCAGUUCCAUGGGAAAGAGCAAAUUAUUUAUAAUCAAAGCACCCCUGAAGAUAUCGCAUUUCUGACGACAUGAAAGUGCUUCAAUCAUGUGAGUAACAGCUCAUGCACCUGUUUCGCUAAUCUUGCAGCGAGCAUUCUUAAUGCUUGAUUACUUUAAUCAUUCUAACAAGACAGAUCUGGUGGGUCAGAGUA
Messenger RNA from Liolophura sinensis, 1150 nucleotides. RefSeq names its product ankyrin repeat and protein kinase domain-containing protein 1-like. The transcript has 7 exons. Bases 1 to 729 code for a protein of 242 amino acids. Gene Ontology annotation, molecular function: protein binding. NCBI's taxonomy places the organism in Eukaryota, Metazoa, Mollusca, Polyplacophora, Chitonida, Chitonidae. The record is from RefSeq and is a predicted model, not a curated record.